AUGAGGACAUUGCUGCUCAUGGCCAUCCUGGUGGUUAGUGUUGGAAGGAGCUGCCACGCUGUCUGCGAGGAAUCAAAGGAACAAGGGGCAUUUGGUGGGGGCCACAGCAAGAAGGUCUUAGAUCUCUACCAGCUUCCCCCAUCCCUGCUCCGGAGGUUGUACAACAGCCGAUCACUCUCCCUGGAUGGAUUGCUGAGGUUGCUGAGCAAGACAAGUGUGGAUUCUAAGGAGUCCAUGGAUUACCAGAAACGUGACAUGCAUGAUUUCUUUGUGGGACUCAUGGGGAAAAGGAAUAUAAAGGCAGAACCACCAAUGGAGGUGAACCAAGGAAACUUCCCUGGUUUUGGGGACCCCAAGUAUUCCACCGCUUCAGAAUGA
Messenger RNA from Gracilinanus agilis (Agile Gracile Mouse Opossum), 378 nucleotides. RefSeq names its product tachykinin precursor 3 (gene TAC3). Lineage: Eukaryota; Metazoa; Chordata; Mammalia; Didelphimorphia; Didelphidae. The record is from RefSeq and is a predicted model, not a curated record. The coding region runs from base 1 to 378 and encodes 125 amino acids. Gene Ontology annotation, biological process: tachykinin receptor signaling pathway; positive regulation of blood pressure. The transcript has 5 exons.